AUGGAGGGAAUGAUGAUACGGUGCCAGUGGUCACCGAAAAUAUUAAGAGGAGUGAUUGCCGAAGAAGUAGGGAAGGCAAUUGAGAAUAGUCUAUCUGGUUUCAUAGACAAAAUCCAAAACACGGUGCUUAAUGUGGUCGAGGAACGAAUUCAAAGGUUGGAAGAAAAUGCCAACCAAACUAUGGAAAAGUCCGGAGAACGGAAAGGUUGUUCAUACAAGGAGUUCAUGGCGUGUAAACCGCCAAUUUACAAUGGGGAGGUUGACCCGAUAAUAUGCCAAAGGUGGCUAAGUGAUAUUGAGGGAGUGUUUGAAAGGACCCACUGUGACGUAAGCGAUUUUGUAGCUUACGGUACGGGUCAGUUAAGAGGUCAAGCCAAGGACUGGUGGGAUAAUAUGAGGAAGGAGAUUGGGGCUGAAGCUACAAGGGCUAUGACUUGGGAUGAGUUUAAGGCACCAUUCCUUAAACACCAUAGCCCUAAGGUGGUCAUUAACAGAAUCAAGGAGGAGUUCAUCCAGUUGAGACAAAAGGGUGAAUUGAUAGACAAGAUUACGGGCAUCUUUCUAGAUAAAUUAAGGUUUUGUGAUGAGCUUGUGACGAAUGAGGAGCAGAAAAUAUAUUAUUAUUAUAAUAUGUUAAGUGCUGAAUAUCGGGAGUUUAUGACUCCUUCCAAGUAUGAGACGCUCACCGAAAUCAUAAAUACGGCUCGGGAAAGAGAAAUUGAACUCAAAAAGCAAAUUGAACGAGGCGAACGAAGGGCAAUAGAUGUUAACCCGAGCCCUACAAAGAAGGCUCGAACAACUGAGUCGGUAAAGAAGACGGAUGCGAAGGGUUGA
Helianthus annuus (common sunflower) is the source of this 834-nucleotide messenger RNA. RefSeq lists its product as uncharacterized. The coding region runs from base 1 to 834 and encodes 277 amino acids. The transcript has a single exon. The record is from RefSeq and is a predicted model, not a curated record. Lineage: Eukaryota; Viridiplantae; Streptophyta; Magnoliopsida; Asterales; Asteraceae.